This is a messenger RNA of Centruroides sculpturatus (bark scorpion), 765 nucleotides long. Its product is annotated as glucose dehydrogenase [FAD, quinone]-like. The annotation marks the transcript as partial. The record is from RefSeq and is a predicted model, not a curated record. The transcript is spliced from 5 exons. Lineage: Eukaryota; Metazoa; Arthropoda; Arachnida; Scorpiones; Buthidae. Gene Ontology annotation, molecular function: flavin adenine dinucleotide binding; oxidoreductase activity, acting on CH-OH group of donors.
UUGUGUGCGCCNCUGUUGCUAGAAGCUGGGGAUAUUCCCAGUUUGAUGAACGAAAUUCCUGCAUUAGCUGAAAAUUUGCAACAUUCCCGUUUUGACUGGCAAUAUAAAACAGUACCUCAAACUCAUUCUUUCUUGGGUAUGAAGGAUAAGAGAAGCACUUGGAUUCGUGGGAAAGCAUUAGGAGGAAGCAGUUCUAUUAAUAACAUGUUUUAUUUGCGUGGAAAUAAAAAAGAUUAUGAUGAAUGGGCAAAAGCAGGUGCUACUGGAUGGAGUUGGAAAGAAGUUCUUCCAUAUUUUUUGAAAUCUGAAGGAAAUACUGAUCCAAACUUUUUUAAUAAAGAAUACCACAACAGUGAAGGCGAAUUAACUGUAUCGUCUGUAAUUCCAAAUAACACCAUAACAAAUGCCAUUCUGGAAGCAGGAAUACAGUCUGGUUACGAUAUUGUAGAUUUCAAUGGUCCCAAACAAACAGGAUUCGGUCUUCAGCAAGGAACAAUUAGAAAUGGUAAAAGGUGCAGCUCGGAAACAGCAUUUUUACGUUCUGCGGCUGGAAGACCUAAUUUAAAAAUAAUCACGAAAGCCUUCGUUACAGAAAUUUUAAUCAAUUCAGAAAAAGUUGCAACCGGUGUAAAAUUUCACUAUAAAAACGAAAGUAGAAUUGUUAAAGUUAGGAAAGAAAUUAUUAUUUCUGCAGGCGCAAUUAAUACGCCUCAGUUAUUGAUGCUAUCAGGAAUAGGACCAGCUGAACAACUUAAAAGUUUAUCU